UUUAAAUUUAUUUAUUCAUUUAUUUUUUUUUUCUGGUACCCAGGGGUUGCUCCUACUUUCGCUCGGAUUUGAACGUAAUAGUUUGUUCUGCGCUAAAAAACGUACUUCUUAGUGUCUCAUCGGUACAAUGACAAGUCGAGUAAUUAUGAACCGCCUUACUUGGGUCGAGCUAACAGAUGUGCAUUAUGCGUACCGCGCCAAUGAUUCGAAUUCACUCGCUGCGCAAUGCUGGUAUCGUGAACGGUUCCCAAACCGACCUUUUCCCCACAGGCAAGUUUUCUCUGCAGUUAAUCGUCACGCGAGGGAAACUGGGUACCAUAAAGAAAAAAUUAAAAACAAAAAAAAAUUUUUUUUUAAAUUUAAAAAACAAAACUCCAAAGCCCUCCACAGCCGUUAGGAGGAGUUUCCGACCAUAAGUGUGUUACCUCAAAAUGCUUGUCUGAGCAGCCCCAACAUACCCCUGACGGGUUGACAGAGUUGAAGGAUUCACCCUGUAUAAGGCUUUGUGUUUGGGAUUUGAUGGGUUGUUUGGGAGUCAGAUUCGCCUGAAUCCAAAUAUUGCGCGGCAUCGGGAUAAUACUCGGACGGACUCGCUUCGGCCUCCGCCUGCGCGUACUGUUGUCUUCCAGAAGUCGUUUCUGGUCUGCGGGAUAAAUUUCUGGAAUGCUUUGCCCCCGGAUGUCACUACGGCUGCGACCUUCGCUGACUUCCGAAGGCAGAGUUAUUCCUUUCUUCUGGGGCUAGAGGCGUCUGGGGUUUAGCUUUUCUUUUCAACUUUCACCCGCGUUGGCCUGGUUAUUUCUCUUUUUAUUUCUGUUUGUAUGUGGCCAGCUCAUAAUUUAAUUUAAUUUGAUUUAAUUUGAUUUGAUUUGAUUUAAUUUAAUUUAAUUUAAUUUAAUUUGGUUUAAUUUAGUUUGCAUUCAUUUACUUGGAGUUCGAUCCUGCUCUUUUCUUGAUUUACGUUAAUUUACUCUUAGUUAGCCUGGGAUUAAUCCUUUAUUUCUCUUUCUGUGAUUCUCCAUUUAUUUAUUUCUUCAUUUCUUUAUUUUGAUUUUAUUUCUGUUUUUUUUAUCUUUAUCUUUCUAUGUAUGCAUGUAUCAUAAUAGUGAUUUCUUUGUAAUUCACUUGCCUGUGGUCAUUAAGGAGCUUGCUGCAUGAUCAAAUAAAUUAUCUUCUCUCUCUCUCUCUGAUGUUGCGGAUUUUGUGCGUUAUCUUAAUGCUGACAUAGAGCGGAUUCGGCUUUGGUGUGUUUUUGAGGGUUUACAACUUAAUGUUUCGAAGACUAAAGCAAUGAUUUUUGGUAGCUCAAGGUUCGUUAACCCUUCGUUGGUCGCGCUAUGAGCGAUUCCCCGGGUUUUUUUUUUAUUUUGUAAUUUACAAAAAAAAAUAAUUUUUUUUUUAACCUACAAUAAUCCAGCUAUUCCUUCUUUCAUCUUUUUAGUGUCAAUUAAAAACGUUUUUAGUGUUGUAACUAUUUUUAUUAAUUAAAUAUUGAAUAAUUAAUAUGAAAAGAACGAAGAAUUGCGGCGAUUCCCCGUGUGCGCGACCAACGAAGGCAGUGAAAUUUUCCUCGCAGCGUUGCCAAAUACGCAAUUAAGAUAAAUAUGGCGGCUCCCAGCUGAUUCAAAACCUGUAGUGCGCAUGACCCACAAUAAUAUCAAGUAUAAUCAGUGCAAUGUUAUUAUAAGAUAUUAUUAAGUAAAGUUAAUUUAUUUAUAAUUAAAAAUAUUAGGUCAGUGAAGUUUAAUGAUUAAUGAUUAGAAUGAAGAAUUAAAACUGUGAUCGUCUAAAUUAUAACUGAAAAUUAUUUUAAAAAAUAAACCAAUGACAUAUCGGCAAGUGGACAAGUUUUGGACUGAGGCAGACAGCGAUGAAGAUUUCGAGCAACUUGAUGACAGUAAUGAUAGUGAUUACUCAAAAGGUGAUCCUGUGGGAACCAUUCAGCAACCCAGAAAGCGAAGAUGAACACGAAACUGUCGAAGAAACGUCAAGUGAUGAAGAUGAAAAUUUUUAUUUUAAUAAAAAAAAAAAAUGUGAAGUGGCUUAAAAAUCCUCCCCCUGCUUCAAAAACUAAAAAGAAAAAUAUCGUUUUACACCUUCCAGAUGUAAAACCGAUAGCAAGGGACUUGAAAUCUCCAAUAGAUUGCUGGAGUUUGUUUUUUUUCUGACAAUAUUAUUGAAGAUAUAGUUGCUCACACUAACAUAAAACUAAAAACUCUCGCUUCUAAUUACUCGAGAGACAGAGACUGCCAGUUGACAAAUGUUGAGGAGAUAAAAGCGUUAUUUGGACUAUUGUAUCUGGCAGGAACUUUAAAAGUGUCCCAUGUUAAUGUAAGUAGUCUCUGGUCAACUGAUGGAACUACACCAAUUUAUUUUCGAGCAACCAUGUCGUACAAAAGAUUUUAUUUGUUACUCAGAGCUUUACGUUUCGAUAAUAUCGAUACACGAGCUGACAGAUCGAAAACCAACAAAUUUGCUCCUAUUCAAGAUUUGUGGGAUCAUUUUAAUGAUCAAUGCGAAAAAGCAUAUACGCCUAGUGAGUAUCUGACCAUCGAUGAGAUGAUGUCACCAUUUAAAGGUCGAUGUAGCUUUAAACAGUAUUUACCUGCGAAGCCAGAUAAAUACGGUCUCAAAUUUUUUGCUCUUACUGAUGCUAGGACCUUUUAUACGGUAAAAAUGGAGAUGUAUAUCGGUAAGCAGCCGGAUGGUCCUUAUAAAGUUGAUAAUAAGGCUGCUAGUGUUGUAAAGCGAGUCGCGAAUCCUAUUUUAAAUACUGGGCGCAAUUUAACCGUGGAUAAUUGGUUCAAUUCUGUACCUUUGAUGAAGGAGUUGGUUAACACUUAUAAUACUACCCUUGUUGGGACUUUGCGGAAAAACAAGCCUGAACUUCCACUAGACUUCACAAAAAUCAAGAAUCGACGUGUCUAUGUAUAGUACUUUAUAUGGUUAUAAUGAUGGAGUUUCUUUGGUUUCAUAUGUUCCCAAAAAAAAUAAAUGUGUGCUCGUUGCUUCAACUAUGCACGAUACUUAUGACAUUGAUACUUCAAGUGGUGAGAAACAGAAACCCGAAAUCAUAACAUUUUAUAAUGUUACUAAAGGUGGAGUGGACGUCGCAGAUAAAUUAAAAGCAGCAUACAGUGUUGCUCGAUGUAGUUGCCGUUGGCCUCUGGCCGUUUUUUCAGCAAAAAUGUUGAUGAAGAAAGUUUUCGUGUAAACGCGAAACCAGGUUUAUGUUAUAUUUGCCCCAGAAGUAAAAAUCGCAAGUCUAAAACUACGUGCUCUAAAUGCUCUUAUUAUAUUUGUAAAGAGCACACAACCACUACAUGCGUUAAAUGUAAUAUUGAUUCCACGUCUGAUGUUGAGGAGUAAGGGUAUUCGAUUCAAAACUAUUUUUGAAAGUCAUUUAAUAACAAGAGAAAAUAAUUAAGAUAAGAAGAUUUGUGAUAUAAAGUUAAAUAUGCUCAAUCAAUAAUUAUAAGUUUAACGAUAACAUCUAGCAUUCAAUAGGGUUGAUCUCAAGUCAUUAGUUUUAUUAACAGAUCUCAUGAUCCACAUGGUAAUUUGACUGCAAGUUAUAAUUCUUAGUCAUUAGAUAAGAAGAAAAGUGAUACUAAGAUUAAUAAUUAUUAAUAUUAUUAUUAUUAUUAUUAUAAAAAUAAAAAUAUCU
Messenger RNA from Athalia rosae (coleseed sawfly), 3667 nucleotides. RefSeq names its product piggyBac transposable element-derived protein 4-like. The transcript is spliced from 2 exons. The record is from RefSeq and is a predicted model, not a curated record. Lineage: Eukaryota; Metazoa; Arthropoda; Insecta; Hymenoptera; Athaliidae. The coding region runs from base 2386 to 2934 and encodes 182 amino acids.